Messenger RNA from Eurypyga helias (sunbittern), 1488 nucleotides. RefSeq names its product transmembrane and coiled-coil domain family 2 (gene TMCC2). Gene Ontology annotation, cellular component: endomembrane system. Gene Ontology annotation, biological process: amyloid precursor protein metabolic process. Lineage: Eukaryota; Metazoa; Chordata; Aves; Eurypygiformes; Eurypygidae. The record is from RefSeq and is a predicted model, not a curated record.
CUGGACAAGGGGGACGUGACCGCGCUCAGCCUGCCCUCCUCCGCCGGGCACAGUGACGCCGACGGCACCGUCUGCCUGGACAUCCCCGAUGGCACCCCUGACCCUCACAGGACAAAAGCUGCCAUCGAGCACCUACACCAGAAGAUCCUUAAGAUCACCGAGCAGAUCAAGAUCGAGCAGGAGGCUCGGGAUGACAACGUGGCCGAGUACCUGAAGCUGGCCAACAACGCGGACAAGCAGCAAGCCUCCCGCAUCAAGCAGGUUUUCGAGAAGAAGAACCAGAAGUCGGCGCAGACCAUUGCGCAGCUGCACAAGAAGCUGGAGCACUACCACAAGAAGCUGAAGGAGAUCGAGCAGAAUGGUCCUUCCCGGCAGCCCAAGGAUGUCUUCCGGGACAUGCAUCAGGGUCUCAAGGAUGUGGGUGCCAACGUUCGCUCCAGCAUCAGUGGUUUCGGUGGCGGCGUGGUGGAGGGUGUCAAGGGAGGGCUCUCGGGUCUGUCCCAGGCCACCCACACCGCCGUGGUCUCCAAGCCCCGGGAGUUCGCCAGCCUCAUCCGGAACAAAUUCGGUAGCGCAGACAACAUCGCCCACCUGAAGGACACGCUGGAUGAUGGGCACCCGGAGGAGGCUUCACGGGCUCUCAGCGGCAGUGCCACCCUGGUCUCCAGCCCCAAGUAUGGCAGCGACGACGAGUGCUCCAGUGCCACCUCUGGCUCGGCUGGUGGCAGCAUUUUUUUCUUGGGGAGCCCCAAGUCCAACACGCUGGACAGCCACCACAAUAACUUCGACACCAUCCUGGAGGAGCUCCGGGAGAUCAAGGACAGCCAGUCGCACCUGGAGGACUCCAUGGAGGACCUCAAGGCCCAGCUGCAGCGGGAUUACACCUACAUGACCCAGUGCUUGCAAGAGGAGCGGUACAGGUACGAGCGCCUGGAGGAACAGCUGAAUGACCUCACCGAGCUGCACCAGAAUGAAAUGACCAACCUGAAGCAGGAGCUGGCCAGCAUGGAGGAGAAGGUGGCCUACCAGUCCUACGAGAGGGCACGGGACAUCCAGGAGGCGGUAGAGUCCUGCCUGACGCGGGUGACCAAGCUGGAGCUGCAGCAGCAGCAGCAGCAAGUGGUACAGCUGGAAGGGGUGGAGAACGCCAACGCCCGGGCACUGCUGGGCAAGUUCAUCAACGUUAUCCUGGCCCUGAUGGCCGUGCUGCUCGUCUUCGUCUCCACCAUCGCCAACUUCAUCACCCCGCUCAUGAAGACCCGCAUGCGCAUCCUCAGCACUGCCCUGCUUGUCCUCUUCCUCUUCCUCCUUUGGAAGCACUGGGACUCCAUCACCUACUUUCUGGAGCACGUCCUGCUCCCCAGCUGAUCCGCAGCCCGGCCGCUGUGGCCCCGGGGGCUUUCCAUUUCCCACAGAGGAGAGGGCCGGGGAGAAGGUGGUCCAAAGCCUUCGGAUUGUUUCUUCACACGCUUGGUUCGGUUGCUUUCC